Rattus rattus (black rat) is the source of this 1916-nucleotide messenger RNA. RefSeq names its product zinc finger protein 709-like. The coding region runs from base 129 to 1475 and encodes 448 amino acids. Lineage: Eukaryota; Metazoa; Chordata; Mammalia; Rodentia; Muridae. Gene Ontology annotation, biological process: regulation of DNA-templated transcription. The record is from RefSeq and is a predicted model, not a curated record. The transcript has 4 exons.
CUGGCGCGACCAUACUUGAGCAGCGGUCCUGUCAGCUGAAGAAGCCUUGGGGCCUCAGUCGCCGUGGCCCGGAGACCUUCGGCCCUAGGAGCAGGGGGCUGAGGCUGCAGGAGUCUCCAGGAACAGACAUGGACUGUCUAACUUUUGAGGAUGUGGCUGUGAACUUCACCUUGGAGGAGUGGGAUUUGCUGGAUCCUUCCCAGAAGCAACUCUACACAGAUGUGAUGCAGGAAACCUUCAAAAACCUAAUUGCUAUAGGACAAAUUGAGGAAGGCCGGAGGAGUAAAGAUGAUGAUGAAGAGUCUAGGAGAAGUCUGAGAAGUGGACUGGUGGAAUUGUUGUAUAAACCCAGAGAAGGUAGACAAUGUGAAGAAAUCUUCAGCGAGUUUCCAGGUACUGUGGUGAAUAAGAAAACCCGUCAUGGAGUAAAACUGUGUGAAAGUCAUUUGUGUGAAGACAUCCUUAUCGGUCUCCCACCCCUGAAUAUGCAUAUUCCUGUUCAACGAGGACAUAGACCGUAUGAAUAUGAGACAUAUGAAGACAGUCUCUAUAAAUUUAGGGAGUGUGGGAAAGCCUUUCUGUAUCCUGAAUGCUAUCUGAAGCAUGAAAAUGCUCACAUCAUAGAGAAACUGUAUAAAUGUCAACAAUGUGGGAAAGCCUUUUCUUCUUCAAGUAAGGUUCGAAGACAUGAAAGAACUCACACUGGCGAGAAGCCCUACAUGUGUAACCAUUGUGGGAAAGCCUUCCCUAGUCGUGGUUCCCUUCGCCGUCAUGACAGGAUUCACAGUGGAGAGAAGCCCUUUGUGUGUAAGUAUUGUGGGAAAGCUUUCACCGGUCAGAGUUCACUUCCACGCCAUGAAAGAAUUCACAGUGGAGAGAAACCCUAUGUCUGCAAAUACUGUGGCAAGUGUUUCAUUUCUUCAAGUACCUGUCGAGUACACGAACGGACUCACACUGGAGAGAAACUCUAUGUUUGUAAUCUGUGCAAUAAAGCUGUCACUACUCGUACUUCCCUUCGAAAUCAUGAACGAAUUCACAGUGGUGAGAAACCCUAUGUUUGCGAACAGUGUGGGAAAGGUUUCAUCUCCUCUGGUACCUUUCGAAUACACGAACGAAUUCACACUGGAGAGAAACCCUAUAGAUGUAAGGAAUGUGGUAAAGCCUUCACUAUACAGAGUUCUCUCCAACGCCAUGAAAGGAUUCACACUAGGGAAAAACCUUAUGACUGUAAGGAAUGUGGGAAAGCCUUCAGUGGUUACAGCUCCCUUCGACGCCACGAAAGGAUUCACAGUGGAGAAAGACCCUAUGCAUGCAAGCAGUGUGGCAAAGCUUUUCCUGCCUUGGGUGAUUGUCAGAGACAUGAGCAAAUCCACACUGGUGAGAAGCCCUAUGUAUGUAAGCAGUGUGGGAAAGCCUUUACUCGUUGUGGCUCCCUCAGAAUACAUGAAAAGGCCCAUGCUAGACAGAAUUCCUAAGCAUAAAAUGUGAAAGAACUCCUUGUUGCGUGCCCUUUCUAAAAAAAAAAAAAACUGUUACAAUGUUUAGGGAAGAAAACAAGUAUAUCAAGUUAUGAGGGCUGCCACUGGUCAUACUGUUACAUUAACAAAAAGGACAAGCUAAGAACUCACCCAAUAUCAAAACUUGCUCAGAAAGUUGACUGUAAGAAAUAGUUUUAAAAUUCUGUACUACCUGAGGAUUUUCACAUAAGUUUCACUAGCUCAUAAAUGUACAUUGUGAAAGGUUCAAUGCAAAGUAAUUUAUGUAGAAUGCUCCAAAAAAUUACAUAACCCGAAGGAAAACAUCCUAAAAUUAUAUUACACUGAUUAGUUUAUUACUAAAAUAGAUAUCCAAACUAUUUCUAAGUCUAACUCCUGUAAAUAAAUGGUGGCAUGACAUAAUUCUGUGAAGUUUGCUUA